CUCUCUCUCUCUCAAUCUAACAAAAAAGAAACUAAAUUUCACUAACAAUAGUAUAAAGCUUUAAAAAAAUCUCUCAGUGCUAGAGAGCUUCAACAAUUUCGUUUUUUCCUUUCUACACUGCGAAACAGAGAAAAAAAAAAAUGGACAAGUUGAAUCUAGCGCAACUGGGUGAGCGUUUGAAGAACCAAGGAGCUCAAAUGGGUCGAAUGGUCUCCGGAAAAGUGAAGGAAAUCCUUCAAACCCCAACGCCGGAGUCGAAACUGGUGGACGAGGCCACUUCUGAGACGCUAGAGGAAAUGGGUCCCAACUGGGGACUCAACUUGCGGAUAUGCAAGUUGAUCAACGCGGAAGAGAUUAGCGGGACUGAGAUCGUGAGGGCCAUCAAGAAGAAGAUCUCUUCUGGGACUGGGAGUAACAACAAUGGCGCGGUGGUCAGCCAGAGCCUGAGUUUGGAUUUGUUGGAGACUUGUGCUAUGAACUGUGAGAAGGUUUUCUCUGAGGUGGCUUCUGAGAAAGUGUUGGACGAGAUGGUGAAGAUGAUAGAGAAUCCGCAGACCCAUCUUGGGAAUAGGAAAAGGGGUUUGGAUUUGAUUCGGGCUUGGGGGCAGUCCGAGGAUCUCGCUUAUCUACCUGUCUUUCAUCAGACUUACAUGAGCUUGAAAGGAAGAAGCAUACCUCCACUUGUACAAGAAGGGAAUUCACUUCCCAUGCAGUAUUCCUUGGAAUCAUAUGAUCAACAGCCUCUGUCUCCACCUGAGAGAUACCCUAUUCCUGACACAGGAAUGCAUGACACAGGAGGUAGUUCACUCCCCUUUAGUUAUAGAAUCCUAUCCGUUGAAGAAAAGAAAGAGUAUCUUGUUGUAACUCGAAACAGCCUUGAACUAUUCUCCAGCAUAUUGAACACCGAAACAGAGCCCAAACCUUUGAAGGAAGAUCUUACAAUAAGCAUGUUGGAGAAUUGCAAGCAGUCGCAGCCUGUCAUUAAGGCGAUUAUAGAAAGCACCACUGAUGAUGAAGGGAUGCUGUUUGAGGCUCUAUAUCUUCAUGAUGAGCUUGCGCAGGUGAUCUCCAAGUAUGAGCAGUUGGAAGCUGCUCAAAAGACAGGAGAACAACAACCUGAAAACUCUGAUCCUGUUAACUGUGAGGACUUGGAAGCUGGCCAAGAGCCUGGAGGAAAACUGUCUGAGAAUUCUGAUGCCUCUAAGAGUGAGUUAGAAGCUGCUCAAAGCCUUGCAGGAAAUCUACCAGAAAAGGCUCAUGCAUCUGAGGCCAAAUCACCUGCUCUUGUAGGAGCUCAUAAUGAGAACAAGUUGGUGGAUUUCCCAAAAGGAGAGAGUGCUGAACCAAGCAAUGAGAAGAUAAAUGAUAAAUGAGGAAGUGGGUAGUGAGGUGGUUUUUCUGCCUGUAUGUAUGCUUUGUCAAUGUUUUUCAGGGGGCACAUCCUCUAUUAACUCAUAGCUCCUUUUUUGCCAAUGACUUGAGCAUCAAAUUAUUGUAAUUGGUGAGGACUGAGGAGUAAAAUCUAAUUUUAGGUUAUUGUAUUUAAUCAUUCCCUAAACAUACUAAUAUACAUGGCAUGGUGUAUCUUUGACCUUUAUAAGGGCUACUAACUUGUUUGUGAUC
This is a messenger RNA of Quercus robur (English oak), 1623 nucleotides long. RefSeq names its product TOM1-like protein 2. Lineage: Eukaryota; Viridiplantae; Streptophyta; Magnoliopsida; Fagales; Fagaceae. The record is from RefSeq and is a predicted model, not a curated record. Gene Ontology annotation, molecular function: phosphatidylinositol binding; ubiquitin binding. Gene Ontology annotation, biological process: protein transport to vacuole involved in ubiquitin-dependent protein catabolic process via the multivesicular body sorting pathway. The coding region runs from base 141 to 1373 and encodes 410 amino acids. The transcript is spliced from 3 exons.